AUCUUCUGUGUUCUGAGCUGCAGACAUGAUCAGUCAGGACACGUGUCCACCUAGUGGCAGUGAUCCCUCAGACUUUUGCUGUUCGCGCCGGAUUGAGCACGUUUAUAAUAGGUGCUUGUGUUGCUGGCCAUUCAGACUCUGGAGGCGACACGGAGGCUUCCAGCGUCUGCAUCUGUGUCGUUUCGAUUCCUAACUUUUAAUUUGAAAACAUUUUUUAUCUGCAGCUUCUACGCGUAAACUUGGAUUUAUUUAUUUUUUAUUUUAUGAAAGAACUACCAUUUUUGUGGAAUAUUUUGUCAGUGAAAUCAUAUGUUUUUUAAUCCACGGCGCAGCCCCUCCGCGUCGCCUUUUACGCAUUUGGAGCCGCAUUUGAUCCAGUGCGUUUCUCAAACUGCACUUCCAGAAAGCAUGGUUGACCUCCGCAGCUGCGCGACUCCUUCAUUUUCCAGCAUGAAUUAGGACUUAUUAAAGACUUUUUCUUUUUUUGUUGUUCUCUGAGGACGAAAGGAGGACUCGAAGACGCACCAGCCAGGUGACCGAUCCUGCACGAGCGCGCAGCCCUGACGCACCCGCACACUGCGCCAUGGAGAACAUUACCAAUGAGAGUGAGAUCUGGCAGGGCAACGGAUCGUGGCGGAACUCUAGUGUCGCCAACGGCACCGGCGCUCCGAACCAGACGAACGCCCUGAAUCGGAACGAGGAGGUGGCGAUAGCGGAGGUGGCGGUGCUGGCGCUCGUGCUGGUUCUGGCGCUGGCGGGGAACCUGUGCGUCCUGCUGGCCAUCCACACCACCAAGCACAGUCAGUCCCGCAUGUAUUACUUCAUGAAGCACCUGAGCAUCGCAGAUCUAGUUGUGGCAAUAUUUCAAAUUCUCCCCCAACUUUUCUGGGACAUCACAUACCGCUUUUACGGACCUGACAUUUUGUGCCGGUUGGUGAAAUACCUGCAGGUGGUUGGAAUGUUCGCCUCCACUUACAUGUUAGUUCUCAUGUCCGUGGACAGAUGUUUGGCCAUCUGUCAGCCUCUGCACUCGCUCCACCGGAGAAAAGAUCGAAUUUAUGUCAUAUUGUCGUGGAUGCUGAGUCUGAUCUUCAGCAUCCCGCAGAUAUUCAUCUUCUCCCUCAAGGAGGUCGGCUCCAGCUCGGACGGCUCCAAGGUGUACGACUGUUGGGGGGACUUUGUGAUACCCUGGGGAGAAAAAGCCUACAUCACAUGGAUCAGCCUGACCAUCUACAUCAUCCCGGUGGCCACCCUGAGCAUCUGCUACGGGAUGAUCAGCUUCAAGAUUUGGCAGAAUUUCAAACUGAAGACCAAACGGGAGCAGUGCAUCAACCUGACGCCCAACGCGUCCCAGAACAACACCCUGGCCCGCGUCAGCAGCGUCAGGCUCAUCUCCAAGGCGAAGAUCACCACCGUGAAGAUGACGUUCGUGAUCGUCGUGGCGUACAUCGUCUGCUGGACGCCGUAUUUCUCCGUCCAGAUGUGGUCAGCCUGGGAUCAAGCGGCUCCCCGGGAGGCCACGCCCUUCAUCAUCUCCAUGCUGCUGGGGAGCCUCAACAGCUGCUGCAACCCCUGGAUCUACAUGUGCUUCGCCGGCCACCUCUUCCACGACCUUCGGCAGAACCUCCUGUGCUGCUCCUCGCGCUACCUCAAGUCACCCCAGUGCCGCUGCGAGCGAGAUUUCAAUUCCAGUCACAAAAGCAACUCCUCAAACUUUGCCAUUAAGAGCACAAGCAGCAGCAGAAGCAUUACUCAGACCUCCACCACAUGAGCGUCCAUCGUCCUCUGUGGAGCUGCCCGCUCAGCCGCUCACUUCAUGCUGCUGCACGUAACAUUUCCGAUCUCUUCAAUUACAACUCAAGACUUGUUAUAUUUUAAACGUCAGAUACUAAAAGACUAACUUCAGUCUUUUGAAGAUUUUUCUUUUUCUACACAACUUUCCUCAUUUCCGUGUGCAGGUUGUGUUUGUCUUUGCUGUACAGAAAAUGUAAAUGAGCAGAGAGGAUUUCAAGUGUGUCGGAGCGCAGUUAUACAUACUGAUCAGCUGAUGUCACCAGCAAACCGCGAGGCUCAUAUUUGUUUGAUUGAACUUGUGUUCUGAAGACUUUGUAUCCUGUUGUUCACUUUGCUACAAUAUUGCACACAUGUAAACAGUCACGGUCGUCACUGGUGAAGACUUGAGAGAUGGUUUGAAAAUAAAACUAUACGAACAUCCUGA
This is a messenger RNA of Oryzias melastigma (Indian medaka), 2218 nucleotides long. It is a transcript of the gene oxtra, whose product is annotated as oxytocin receptor. Gene Ontology annotation, biological process: female pregnancy; G protein-coupled receptor signaling pathway; maternal process involved in parturition. Gene Ontology annotation, molecular function: oxytocin receptor activity; peptide binding; vasopressin receptor activity. The transcript has 2 exons. The record is from RefSeq and is a predicted model, not a curated record. NCBI's taxonomy places the organism in Eukaryota, Metazoa, Chordata, Actinopteri, Beloniformes, Adrianichthyidae. Gene Ontology annotation, cellular component: membrane. The coding region runs from base 584 to 1771 and encodes 395 amino acids.